AUGUCUUCGUCCCGUAACUCGAAGGAUGUAGAGGAUUCGCCUGACGAAGGAGUCUUUGAGGAACUCCACAAGCACAUUAAUGACGUCCAUGACCUUCUGAAGCGGGAGACGAACAAGCUUCGCAAGGAGAAGGAGGCCUUUGACGAGGUGGCGAAGAAGCUUGAACAUGUUCACUUCUCGAAGAUGUUGAAACUCAAUGUAGGCGGCCAUAUGUUUGCGACAAGUCUAGAAACCAUGACUAAAGAUCAAGAGGCGAUGAGUUUUCUCGAAUUUGUGAAUGAGAAGUAUGACGAAUUGCUAGAGGUGAUGAAGAGCUCAAAGGAGGAAAGAAAGGCUUUGAAAGAUGACAAUAAGAUUUUGCACGAUGAGAAUAAGAUUUUGAAGGCAACAAUUCGCAGCAUUGAAAGUUCACUGGAAUCAAUUACGAGAGCGAACAAAGAUCAUUAUGAUCUGGAGCAGUACACUUGUAGAGAGUGUGUAGAAAUCCAAGGAAUCGCUGUCGCUGCUACUCCAUCAGAAGAGCAAACUAAUAAUGCUGUGACGGAUGUCGAUAAGCUACUGGGAAUGGAUAUUACUCAAAAUGACAUUUCAGUAAUCCAUCGAAUGCCUCAAAGUCGAAAACGCAAAGGCAAGCCUGGACCGCCAGCCAUUAUUGUCAAAUUUACAAGGCGUGAUGUCAAAGAUAAUUUCUACCAUGCAAGGAAGCAGCUCAAGGACUUAACAACGCGAGAUCUUGGCUAUUCCGAGAAAAACAAGAUCUAUAUUGCAGAGAGCCUGACAGAAAGGAAUCGAAUGUUAUUCAAAGAUUGUUUGAAGGUAAAGAAGGAUAUGGAGUUCAAGUUCAUUUGGACUUUAAAUGGAAAAAUCUUCAUGGAAAAAUCUUCAUGAGAAAAGACAGACUCUGCUGUUCACCAUAUUAAUAAAAAAGAGGAUCUUCAGAAGAUACAACCUAGAUAAGUAUUUAUUUUCUGAACUUUAACGAUUUGAUGAAUUGUUUAAAAUGUGUAACUCACACUAGUGAUAUGGCCUGUGAUUUGGCCAAUUCACUUUCAUCUUUAAGUAUCGAUUCUCCUAGUAACAUUCCACACCUCACUGAUUUAGAUGCUGACCUAAACAUGCCUUAAUGGAAAACAAUUUUUGUUUCUAUAGUACUCAUGAUUUUCAUAGUAAUUAUGACAUCAAUGAGUGUCUAUUGAGUGGUCAAUCUUUUUCUUUGAUUAAUUGUAUUAUCAGAAGCCUAUCAGCUAAUCAUGAUAAAUUGUCAAACAUGUUAUCAGAGCCAUAUUUUCCUCUCUCAUUUAUUGGUCUUACUGAAAUCAAACAGAAAAUUGAUCAGCCUCCUAUAUCUAACACUGACAUAUGUGGAUAUCAGUAUCUCUCCCAGCAAAGCCUUUCCAAUGCUGGGGGAGUUGCUUUCUACAUAAAAAAUAACUUAAAUUUUAACAUAAGACCUGAAUUUACAAUCACUGCUGAUGAUUUUGAAGCCUUAUGGAUUGAGUACGUAAAAAUUGUCAUUCAAACUUACUCUGUGAAAUAAUUUAUAGGUAUCUAAAUGGCUAAAGGCCUACAUAUCAAAAGCUUUGGAGAUAGUUUUUAAUGCUUCUUUUUUAACUGGAGUUGUUCCCAGUGAUUUUAAAAUAGCAGACGUUGUACCUGUGUUCAAAAAAGGAUCACAGUCAUCCUUGUGCAAUUACCGUCCCAUCUCCCUUAUCUCU
This is a messenger RNA of Stylophora pistillata, 1715 nucleotides long. RefSeq lists its product as uncharacterized. The record is from RefSeq and is a predicted model, not a curated record. Gene Ontology annotation, molecular function: protein binding. NCBI's taxonomy places the organism in Eukaryota, Metazoa, Cnidaria, Anthozoa, Scleractinia, Pocilloporidae. Gene Ontology annotation, biological process: protein homooligomerization.